This is a messenger RNA of Cucumis melo (muskmelon), 1663 nucleotides long. RefSeq lists its product as uncharacterized. The record is from RefSeq and is a predicted model, not a curated record. NCBI's taxonomy places the organism in Eukaryota, Viridiplantae, Streptophyta, Magnoliopsida, Cucurbitales, Cucurbitaceae. Bases 80 to 1363 code for a protein of 427 amino acids. The transcript has 3 exons.
GAAAGGGUAGGGAUGGAAUGGCAUAUUAAGAGAGCGAAGUCUAAAACAGUCACUUUCUUCACCGUCCGAAUCGGAUACAAUGUCAUGGUUGGCUCGCUCCAUUGCCAACUCCCUUCGCCUUGAAGACGAAGAUCACCAACACAACGACGCCGUUUCCCCCAUUCCCUCCCAUCCUCCUUCUCCCUCCACCACUCAACGCAACCUCAUGGAUUCCCAAUCCCAACUCGACGAUGAAGCAUUAUCUCGCGGUGUCAAAGACGACUUGACCGAAUUCAAACAAACCCUAACCCGCCAAUUCUGGGGCGUCGCCUCUUUCCUUGCCCCGCCCCCGCCUCAUCCUCGCCCUGAUGGGGAUCUACCUGCCCUUUCUGAUUGGAAGCCCUCCGACCCCUCUAAUCACUCUGAUCCCUCCAUCUCCGGGGACGAAGAGGACGAAGAAUACGAAGACGACCCCUCCGAUCCGGUUGAGGUAUUGAAGAUGCGUUCGAAUUAUGAUGCGUGUGCGAAAUCAGGGAAUUUACAGGGGGAAUGCUAUGAGGAGGUGGAUUGGGGGGAUGCUGUUGGGAUCACUGAUGAAGUGCUGACGUUUGCCACGAACAUUGCAAUGCAUCCUGAGACUUGGAUUGAUUUCCCAAUUGAUGAGGAGGAGGACAACGAUGAUUUUGAAAUGUCUGAUGCCCAAAAAGAGCAUGCUUUCACUAUUGAACGUCUUGCUCCUAGAUUAGCUGCUCUCAGAAUUGAGCUCUGUCCUUGCCAUAUGAGCGAGAGUUACUUUUGGAAAGUCUAUUUUGUGCUCCUGCAUUCAAGGCUCAAUAAGCAUGAUGCAGAGAUUUUAUCUACUCCACAGGUAGCAGCAGCAAGAUCAAUGUGGAUGCAGGAAUUACAAAAGCAGACCAAGCCAGAGUCUUACUGGGGUGACAGAGACACUUUUGAAUUGAAAGACAGGUCAGAUGUGCUGCAGGAAGACAGUAGUCCCAUGGCAUUCCAUGAUACUCAUUCUGGAUCGACGUUGCCUUGGACAUUUACAUCCGAGCCAAGCAUGUCAUCUGUGUCGAGCAAUUAUGAGACAGAAAAAUAUCAAAUGGAGAGUUCUGAAACACAAUUCAUUGACAAGUCUGUUAUUGUUGAAAAACCUCUAAUUAAGAAUGAGGAUAAAAACUCGACAGUUGGGUCUUCUUCAAAAUUCCUUGCUCGAAACUAUGAGGAGGAGUCAGAUAAUGACUGGCUAGAGGAAGACUCUGAGUUAGGUGGUUGUAAUGGGACCAUUCUCCCUCUGGAGAACGAAGAAGAUAUUUCUUUCAGCGAUCUGGAUGAUGAUGAUAUGGUUCUGCCAGCUAAAUUCAAGAUUGCUUCGAAAGAAUAGGGAAGCUCAACAAUAAGAACCAAAAAUUCAAGGUGUUGCUUCCGAUUGUGUAUGUUUUGCUGAUGAGGCUAAAAGAAUUACAAAGUCAGUCCGACAAGAUUGUUGGGUUUCAGAUACCGAUAUUGAAAUUGCUUUUAGUGGGUUGGGUGCAAUUGUAAAUGAUACGAAUGAUCAUUCUGAUUUGGAAGAGUGUAUUUUCAUAAUGUGUUUCUAUUUGGUUUCUAGUUUGGGAAUUGUGUAAAGAAUGUACCAGUAAAUAGACAAAGGGAAAAGAUAUAAGAUUCUUUUUGUUCCAUACCA